Molecule: messenger RNA, 1014 nt
Organism: Amoebophrya sp. A25
Lineage: Eukaryota; Dinophyceae; Syndiniales; Amoebophryaceae
Source: the annotation of a GenBank genome assembly
GGACUCGGAGAUGCGUGAUGCGAGUACGGCUGGGGGUGACGAACAAAAAAGCGGCGAUGUUGAAGAACAAGCUGAGAAAAAGACAUUCCCAGAAGUCGAACAGGAACAAACUACUGUUAAGGGUUGGAAGUUGACCUAUCAUCUAAGAGCAUCUCUACCCCUUCCUCAAGUAGGAAAGCCAUCGAUAUGCGAGCUAGUAGAGACGCCAACUUUCAACCCCUAAUACUGGCAACAGCGACGAUGAUGUUCCUCAACAAGUGGAAGAUGAAGAUUCGUCGUUGCCUUCUAUGGUUGAGGACACUGCUACUCCUACAAAUUCAGAAGAUUCAGGGGAUAUUUCGUCUUGGGAUAUACCACGACGCGCAGUUUCGAAGUACCUCAAGUCGAAACGUCAAGUGGCACGUAACAACCUUCGUAACAGCCUUUACCGCUUGGCGACUAAGGGACAGGGAAUGCUUUUCCUUCUGGCUUUCAGCCACAUGAUGCAGACUGGUGUGGAUUUCGACGGCAAAACCAGCUAUGAUUCCGAUCGUCAUCGUCCUUCUAAGAAAACGGACACUAGCAGCGGAAGUAGAGAACAACAGCGUGAUCUCUCGCCCUCCCACAUCAGCUUUGGAAAUGCAGCCUCCACAUACCCGUCGUCCUACUACGCUGAAAAUGCAGAAAAAGCUCCAUUUUUUCUACGUGCACUGCGCCGAAUUCAACAUGAUCAGGCUGAAUACGCUAGUACAACUGCAAGUGCGAGUACGGAGCUGUUGGGUAAAGAUAAGCCAGGUCCUCAAGUAUCUCCUUCUCAACCACAAACUAGUUCUCCUGUGACUCUUGACCAGUCUCUCAGAGAUCUUCCAAGGAAGAAUCGCGGAGCAGAAGACGCCGUUCAUGUUCACCAUGGUGCUUUUAGUGUGGCAAACGAGCAAAGUUACAUGAAGCACGAAUCACCAGCACUGAGCAAGAAGACCGACCUCCGGGAGCAAAUGUGGUCUGUCGUGACCCCUUAUCAGCGCGUGGUACAGG